AUGACUGCCUACAAGUAUCAAGUGUUGCGACCGGAGCGGAGCCUCGAAGCGACGCUGAUCUGCCCACAGCAGCUUCAAGUCGACCACGGAGGAGUCGAACUUGAUGAUGCGUUGCAAGGGAGCUUCAUGCGGCUCCUACGCCUGGAGCUGAGUCUCGGCCCAGUGCCCCAGGUGGUGCAGCUGGAAAACGGACUGAUGCCAACCCAACGUUUCACGCUGCCCUUGCCGGAUGACGUGCGGGUGCUCGGCUUCAGGUAUUGGGAAGUCGGCGGCUCAGGACCUAUCAGGACCUCUCAAACCCCUAAUUUGCGAUCCUGUCGUGCUGAGGCCACAGAUCCAACCACGGGCUUCGCGGAUCUUCGAGAUCCCCACAUCCUUCUGGAUGUCCAGGGCAAGCUCCAACUGGAGCCCCUUUCGCGCCGAUACAUUCGCUCCAACUCGAUCGAGUUUCCGGGCCACCUGCAGUGGAUGCCUCCUGCCUUACAGAGCCUGGAGAAGCAGGGCGAGAACGUUGAUAUCUCCAUGCUACCUGAGGUCAUCGGACUGCGGACCAUCCAGGGCAGCGUGGACCACAUCGUGGAGUGCAAGUAUGAGCAGAGCUGUACCUGCACCCUCGACGCCGUGAGAAGCCUGACGGGGCAGUCUGCGAUGUUCUGGGCCGACCUUGUCUUACUGACUUUGGUGUCCUCCUCAGCCUGA
Molecule: messenger RNA, 699 nt
Organism: Symbiodinium necroappetens
Lineage: Eukaryota; Dinophyceae; Suessiales; Symbiodiniaceae
Source: the annotation of a GenBank genome assembly